AUGCGACCAUGUAAUUAUGCGGACGCACACACGUACUACAUACGCCACACACAGGACCUCUCGGAUGUGGAACGAGCCCUUGCGACCUGCGUGGCGCCCGCGCCGCCGCCACCGCCGCCUCCCCCGCCGCCGGCAGUGGUCGCUGAUGGGGACAACGGCAGCAACGAGGCCAAGGCAUCAGCGCUGGAGACAGGGGUUGAAGGCGGUGGAUCAGAUGAACAUCAAGCAGCGGCGGCGGCGGAGGCGGAGGCGUUGUCGGCGGGGGGGAAUGAAACGGCGGGAGUAAGCGGCAGCGAUGAUGCCUUGCAAGGCGGCCUUACCGCCGACACAACUUCGUCUCCGCCGCCGCCUGGUGGUGAUCCCCACGCGGCCGUCGACGCCCAGGGCGGGAGCGCCGACUACAUGGAUUUCGUGAGGCUCCGGGGCCUGGUCUCCAAGAAGGCGGCGGCGGCGUGCUUCAGGUCCAGGACGUUCCUGAGGUUUCCCAGGGACAUCCGGGCGCGCAUCUCCUCGCGCGUGUUCUUCAAGCACGUGUACGAGUCGGUCACGCUGCAGAAGACCAGGCUGACGCUGCACUUUUACGACUCGGAGGGCUUGGGCUUCCUUCGGGAGCAAGACCUGGAGAACUACGUGUACGAUCACAUACCCACCAUGCCCGCCCUGCGCGCCAUCCACGACAACUUCUACCCCUUUUACGUCUUCACGGCCGUGCGGCGCUUCAUGUUCUUCCUCGACCCAAAGCGCACCGGUGUGUCUCGUGCGUGGGCAUGCUCCCCCAUCGACUCAGAUUUGGCAGAUUUCGCUGACAUGGACAUGUUAGAGCGACGAGCAUGUGUACCUGUUUUCGUCUCGAAAGAAAGACGAAUUAGUCGCAAAGAACGGGCAGGCAAGAUCUCCAUCGACACCCUCGUGCGCAGCCGCGUCAUGGAGGAGUUCCUGCAGGUCAGGAUGGCGCCAGGGGAGCAGGGGGAACCAGGAUCUGCAGCAGCAGCAGCAGCAACAGGAGCAGCAUCAGAGAACGGCGGCACCAAAAAAGAAGACGCCGGAGCCGAAGGGGGAGGAGGAGGAGGGGUAGGGGGGACGGCGGAUGGCAGCGAAGGCGGUGGUGGUAGUAGUACUGCUGCUGUUGGCGGUGUGGGCUCAACACUGUCCAGGGAGGGGGCUCCGCAGGGUGAGGGGGGCCGCGACGACACGGGGAAUCACAGCCCGCUGCAGGACUUGAGCAAGAAUUGGUUUUCGGCGGAGAGCACCUUGAGGGUCUACGGCGAGGUGGGUGGGUGGGUGGGUGGGGUGGGGGGGGGGGNAGCCUUUGAGUAUCUCGAGCUAGAUGAGGACCAGAACGGGAUGUUGUCCAAGCAAGAGCUCGUCAACUUCGGAAGGACAGAGGCAGACAGGGGCAAAGGAGAGUAUAAACGGGAGAGAGCGGGGGGCGCCGUGGUAUCACCGUCAUCGCCGGUCUCUCCCCCCCUGCCGUCAUCACCGCCGCCGGCGACGGCGGCGGCGACGCCGUCGUGCUCAAUCGCCUGCCCCGUUCCCCGCACCUCCGCGGCGGCGGUCGCCUCCCGGGGCGGCGGCGGCGGCGGCGGCAGCGGCCUGCUGCCGCUGUCGCCGACCAACGGGGGGGUGCGCACACUGUCCCCGACGAGGCCAGUGUCCCCGGGAAUUGGCGGGGGCCCUACCACCGCUGUGGGUAGCAGCAGCCCCCCGUGCUCUUCGUCGUUUCCCGGUGUCGCCGGCGGUGGCGGUGGCGGUGGCGGUGGCGGUGGUGGCAAAGCCUCUCCUGCUGGUGGUGGCGCGGGGAAGGCGGCGGGGGCGGGGGGGAGGGCGGCGGGGGAGGCGCAGAUGGACUAUAAGACUUUCCUGGACCUGGUGCUGGCCAUGGACAACAAGCAGACCCGCCAGGCGAUGCAGUACUUUUGGAGAGUUCUGGACGUGCAAGGCAAGGGGCGCCUCACAAAUUCGACCAUUCACCUCUUCUUCCGAGACAUCGCGCGCGCUCUCGAGGAGGGUGGCUUCGAGACUCCCACCACCGAUGACGUCAAGGACGAGAUCUUCGACAUGGUCAAGCCGGCGGACCCUACCUUCAUCACCCUCGCCGACCUGCUGGCGAGCGGCGCCGGUCACACGGUGGUGACCAUGCUCGUCGACACGAACGGGUUCUGGACCUACGACAACCGAGAGAGCCUCGCCACGUGAUGGCAAACGAGCGAUCGAGGAAGUGCUGACCGAGGAGGGUCAUGUUGCUGUUUGACGAGCUUUUCGCACAUGGCAUCAUCCCCCUGUUUUGUGCCUGGGUGUUUGGGUUUGCAUCGAGCGCGCUGAGCGGCUGACCAAUGAAAAGACGUUGCGCCUUGCAGCGGAAUAAGAAACACCAGCACUUUCCAAUCAAAUAUGUAGAUAUGUGUGUGUCUUUAUUAUCGGCAUCGACCGCGGUAGCCGGCUGACAAAUGAAAAUACGACAGUUGUUGCGGGAUAAAAAACACGAACAUUUUCUAGUGAUAGAGUUGCUGACGACAGGGGGGGAGCGCAGGAGUUGAACGCCAGAUUCCUUCUUCUCACGUACCAUUUCUAUCAGACAACACAGUAGUGUGUGGGCCUGUAUUGUUAGCAUCGGCCGCGCCAACCGGCUGACCACUGAACAGAUAGAAGUCUCAGUGCGGUUGAAAAACAGCGCGUCUCAGACCGUUGUGUGUUUCAUGUGUGUGAUUCUUUUCUUCCUUUGAUCGGUGUCGGCUGUGUUAACCGCCUGACCAAUGAGAAAGGCGUCAGCCUUUAUGUGCGAAACGCCAAACAAACACGAGGGAGUGUUUGAUGAUGUGUUCCGGAAUGAAUACGUCGUUUGGGUUUGUGGGCUCUUGAUAGCUAAGGCCUACGGGGUUAAGUGCGCCCCCUAGAAGCGCGACUGCCAGUUAUCCGGUUGUACAUACAGGUAGCCCUUGUAUGUCGGGUUGAGGCGUUUUGGCCUGCUGUGUCACCGCCUCUUAUUUGUGUGUUUUUUCGGUGCCGGGAGGGGGCGUGAUUGCUUUCAUUCCUCUGGGUGGGUGUGGUCCCUUGG
This is a messenger RNA of Ectocarpus sp. CCAP 1310/34, 3055 nucleotides long. The record is from the annotation of a GenBank genome assembly. Lineage: Eukaryota; Phaeophyceae; Ectocarpales; Ectocarpaceae.